GCAAGAACCUCCUUGGACAUCUAGGCAGCAGGGCGCCUGUUGGAUCAGGCCAUCUAGUUCAGGCCUCUAUCGGAAGCCGACGUGAUCUGCAGCGGCCAUGCUCACCUUGUCCCUCCAUCACUGCCUUCAUGAGCUUGGCUAAUCUCCACUGCCACCAACCAUCCCGGAGCUCUACUGCCAGUCCUUGCCCGAGGCUCUUUGGACCCACCUCCCCUGACCUUCCUCUCUUGCUCCUCCUGGUCCCACAUGGCCAGCCGCCUUCCUCGAGGCUGCUUCACGGCCAACACCCCACUCUGCAUCUCUGACGGGCCUGGAGAGAGACACGGAGCAGGUGGUUUCCUGUCCCUAAAGCCGGCAAGCUCAGGCACUAAGCCCAAGGUGUCAGGUGUCCGCUUUGCCCCAACCCAGACGGUGGAAGGACCGUCCAGCCACGUACAUUUCGACGAGAAGCUGCAUGAUUCCGUGGUCAUGGUCACUCAGGAGAUAGAUGGAAACUUCCUAGUGAAGGUUGGGUUUCUGAAGAUCCUGCACAAGUACGAGAUCACUUUCCUUCUGCCUCUUGGGCAGCAACUGGGGCAGAACCUGUGUGCAGCACCGUUGAUGAACCUUAACCUGAGAGUGGUCAACAUUACGCCUGUGUCUGAAGGUUACAGCGUCAAAUGCGAGUACACGGCCCACAAGGAGGGGGUCCUCCGAGAGGAGAUGGUGCUGUGCAGCGAGACCAACGACAAAGCCUCCGUCAAGGUGGUCGUGCAGGCCAGGGUGAUGGACCGCCACCACGGUACGCCGAUGCUGUUGGACGGCGUGAAAUGCAUCGGUGCCGAACUGGAGUACGACUCGGAGCAAAGCGAAUGGCAAGGAUUCGACUAGUCCAGAUGCCCAACCUCCUCUGCAAACCCAGUCGUCUUUCUAGGGUUUUCUAUAAAUAUCUAUUUUCCAGUUAAGCUUGAAAUUAAAAAGAAGAACCACCACCUCAGCUGUUCACUGGCUGCCCGAUGCAGAGUGCUCUUGUGUUUGUGCUGACCCAAUGGAGCUUGUCUUGUGGAUUUGGGGUGCCGUGCUUAUCCCCUCCCCCUCCCCCCCCCACGACAUGCAUCCAGAACCACAGACUGGAGCCCACUGGCUCAGAAGGGCCACCCUGGCUUCACGCUGACGGGCAAGGCAAGAACAGGCUUCCCAUAAUCUCUUCAGCCUUACAACUGCAUCCGAUGGGUGUGCAGUUUUUGUACAUGAAUUGUGUGCGUGAUUUUGCAAGCGUGUGGCAUAUGAGGGCAGCGUUCCUUGGGUUUGGUUGCAUUUUGUUCUGGUUUAGCAUAGUUCUGUUGUCUGCAAGCCUGUCUGAAGUUUCUGCAGCUGCUCUUUAAAAAAGAUAGACGACUCCCCCCUGAGCGUCUUUGCCUUUGCUUCCUUUCUGGGUGUUUGGCACUUAAGAAAAAUAGACAGUUUGCCGUAACAGAGCUGUUUAGCAGCCUCGUGUGCUGGGAGAGUGGAUGGAUCGGCUGUUCAGCACUGAAGAGCUGGUUGGAGGAAAUGACACGGCUCUGGCUGAUAGAUCUCUGAUCAGCCUUGAAUAUUAAACAGCUGUUCAGAACCGUCCGUGCCGGUGACUCUCGCUUAGCGCUAAAAGGCUGAUCAGAGGAAGGGAGCCGUGUAUGGAUCCAAACCAUAUACACAAGCGGUUAUCAGAAAACAAUGUUUUCAUGGUGUUACUGUCGGUGAGGGACUGGGAUUAGUUCUAGCCCGUAGCCUGUAGCUGUGUCAGGUACUGGAGAUCAGUUCCGUCUGUGGCCGAGUGCUUUUCUCUCCCAUCCUGGUUGGAACUGAACCACACUCAGGGCAAACAGAUUAUCUUAAGCUCUUCACGCCCAUCCCGUUGUCUGUCCAGCCAGAAAGGUUUGAUGGCGUAAAGAGUGUCGCUUCGGCUGAGCAAAUGGGAGGACCCCCUUUUGCCAUCAAGAUGGUUCAGACCAGAGCAGGGGAGCAGUCGGUGGCCAAGUGGUUGUGCAGGGUGGCCCCGCGUCCCGUGAGCUGGGAGGGGUUCCCUUGAAGAGGCGGGCCUCCACUGCCUUUCCAGAGAUCUGCCAGGGAUCUCUUGUAGCAAGCCAUAACAGUGUCUUGAAAUGUGUUCUGCUUAGGAAAUGUGUGUUGUUUCUUGCUUUCUCUGGAUGCUUCUUCAGUUUUGUUCACGGAAAAAAAAUAUUUUUUAAAGUUCCUCUCGAUUUUUAACAUGCAGCAUGAAAUGCUUGGUUGGCUUAUUUCUGCCAUGGAUUUGCUGGAAAUUUGGGCUUGGGCUAUGUCGGGGGCUGCAGUUUUGCAUGAUCCUCUGUGUAGAACAUUCCCUGCCAAUAGAAAGUUAGCACAGGCGGGGAGAAGGCAAACGAGGCCUUUCUCUCUGACCUGCUAAGUUUGGGCUUGUUUUUUGAACUUGCAAGGAGUUGUUUUAGAAGUGGGAACCUCCGGAAAUGUCACCCCCAGCCUGAAGGGGAAGGGCUGCCCUUUCUGCUACCGAAUUCUUCUGCAUGCCUGCCUCCUAGGCAGGAGAGCCUUGUCUGAAGGAGCUGGCAGGAGGCUGCCGGAGGAGGCACAUCUUGCUUGAUCUUCUCUCUCCCAUCCUGCCCUACCUGGAGCUGCGCUGUCUGCAGGCUAACCACGCAGCUCUACCUGAUGAAUGGCCAGCCUGCAGGCAGCAUGGCUCUCAUGAAUGCUGGGGUGGGGCAGGAGAGAGAGGAGCCAACAGACUUCUGGGAAGGGGAGGCAGCCGGGUCUCCUUUGGCAAUCCCCCCCCCCCCCCCGCUCAUUAGGACAAGCCACCCCUGAGACUAGGCCUGAGUUCAGAGUGACGCAGCUGUUGCUGGAAAUGGGCCCUGGGUCUCCCAUCACCCCACCCAACCCCAGUGUUUCUGCAGCACCACCGCCGCCAUGUGCCCCCUGGGGUGCAGCCUCCUUCUCCGUCCCUUCAAACACUUUGGGGACAUGUUCAAGGUGAAGCUGCACCAGGAGGGGCAACGGGGGUGUCAGGCUCCGGGCUGCUGCUGCUGCUGCAAUUCAGUGGUGGCUGAAUCCGACCACGGCUGCCGGUGCCAGUCCGAUUACAGACCCCCCCCUGCCGUGGAGACUCGCUCGUCCAGUCCAGCAGCGGCCGUUCAAAUGAGCCGCCGGGGGGGGGGGGGUGCCCCGGCAGGAACAGCUCAGUGGCUCCUCUCUCUCUUUCUCUGCCCAAGAGCCGUGCUACCACUUGCGGGCUGGCCAUCCGUCAGGUAGAGCUGACCUGAUGAACAGCCAGCCUGCAGGCAGGGCAGCUCUUGGGCAGGGCGGGAGAAACGGGAGCCACCCCAGCUGCCUCCUUUGCCCCCCACCCCACCCUCCAGCUCCCUAGGAUGAGUCUCUCCUGGCCCAGCCAUUGCUUGCUGGUGGCAGGGAGGGAUGUCCGCAGACCGGAGCCCCGAGGUUUCCCCCAGGCAUGGUUCCUCUCUCGCUCUCCCCGCCCCUCCUGCCCUGACUCCGUAAUGUCGUGUCUCUGUUCUCUCUCUUGCACUCUCUCUCUCUCUCUCUCUCUCUGUUUCAGACACACGGUACACGGACCAGGAAUGUAAUAUAGUUACGGAAGAAGCCAAUGGGUUUUUAUGUGCCUAUGUAUAAAUACAUAUCUAUAUCUAUAGAGAGAGAGAUCUGUGUGUGGGUGUGCUGCGUUUAUAAAGGUACAGAUUCUAUAGAGGAAAACAAUAAAUUUCCGUUGGAAAAAAGGGA
This is a messenger RNA of Hemicordylus capensis (graceful crag lizard), 3747 nucleotides long. RefSeq names its product adipose secreted signaling protein (gene ADISSP). Lineage: Eukaryota; Metazoa; Chordata; Lepidosauria; Squamata; Cordylidae. The transcript is spliced from 5 exons. The coding region runs from base 247 to 870 and encodes 207 amino acids. The record is from RefSeq and is a predicted model, not a curated record.